Molecule: messenger RNA, 305 nt
Organism: Strongylus vulgaris
Lineage: Eukaryota; Metazoa; Nematoda; Chromadorea; Rhabditida; Strongylidae
Source: the annotation of a GenBank genome assembly
AUGCAGAAGUGCCUGGACAUACAUCAAUACUGUACUGGUUUGGAAAGUUCAGAUCGUGGACCACCUGGUCCUCCUGGACCUCGUGGACCUCCAGGAAAACCUGGAUCGCCUGGUGCACCCGGACGGCCGGGUUUGAUGGGUAUUCCUGGGCUACCUGGGCCACAAGGACCUCCUGGGCCUCCUGGGAAGGAUGCAGAAUGCAGCGAUUGCCCUGUGAACGAGGAGUACCUCGUUCAGAAAUACGAUUGUCCGAAGGUGAUGAAAAAUACAAUUCCGUUCAUAACUUUUGCGAAAAAAACUUAAUU